This is a messenger RNA of Penaeus chinensis, 642 nucleotides long. RefSeq names its product neuropeptide-like protein 31. NCBI's taxonomy places the organism in Eukaryota, Metazoa, Arthropoda, Malacostraca, Decapoda, Penaeidae. The record is from RefSeq and is a predicted model, not a curated record. The coding region runs from base 137 to 376 and encodes 79 amino acids. The transcript has 3 exons.
UGGGAUAAAUACGAAAUGGCAACUACGCAGAAGUAGCGAGCGGCGUCAGACUACAUAAAGGCGCAGCAACAGCGUCUGCAACAUCAGUCACUGAACUUACCCUCUUCUGUUGCAAGCAAGACGAACACUGAGCACGAUGUCUUCCCUACGAGCUGUUCUGGUCGUCGUGGCCCUGAUCGCCCUCGUGUCCGUGGCCUUCGCGAUGCCAGGCUACGGAGGCUACGUCAGGCCGUCCUACCACGGCUCAUCCCACGGCUUCCACGGCUCAUCCCUCGGCUUCCACGGCUCCUCCCACGGCUCCCACGGCUCCUACGGCUCCGUCGGCUACGGCCGACCCUCCUACGGAUACAACAGGCCUUACGGACAUCACGGGUGAGGCAGCGGACGCGGACGCCAGACCGAGGGAGGCGCUGGCGAUUCCUCAAGAGCAGCAGGACGAUUCUGACAGGAAUCAAGGAAGCUUAAGAAGAGCGAUGGAAACAUCUGGCAUGAUUGGCGGCUGUUAAUGCGUUGUUUAAUAUAUGAUUAUUGUGUAUGUGUGUGUGUUUGUUAUUUUUUAAAGAAAAUACUGAAUUAGGUAAUUCUGUUAUCCAAGGAAAUUUACCAAAGUGACGAUGCUUCCUAAUAAAGAAGUAGAAAGAU